This is a messenger RNA of Lachancea meyersii CBS 8951, 3306 nucleotides long. NCBI's taxonomy places the organism in Eukaryota, Fungi, Ascomycota, Saccharomycetes, Saccharomycetales, Saccharomycetaceae. The record is from the annotation of a GenBank genome assembly.
AUGGACCCGAAGCCUCAGAAUGCUCAGGAACCUGGUUAUGAAACUAGUAAAUGGGACCAGGAUACCCGGUGCAAGGAACUCAGGAAGAUCUUCUUUAGGUUGAACACCUUCUACACCUUCUUAAUGUCUAGAAAGCAUGUUAUCAGCACCUUUGAGACACUUAGAAAGCCUAUUGAAAAGGACAUUAGGAGAGUACUUGAGCCGCUUGAUUUGGCUAAAAUCGCUUUUUUACUGCCAAGAGACGUGGUUUUCAAGUACGUGGACGCCAAUCAGUUCCAUACAGAGACAAAAGAAUUCGAUUUCAAUAAUGGCGGGUACCAGCAGAAAUCAAGCGAUAUAUUUGAGCUCAGGCCGGAAAAUAAUGAGCUCGAAGAUUCAAGGGAUGAUCAGAUUCUUGUGUUUGAGUUUGUUGAUGGAGACAUGUCACGGAAAUUAUCGCGGCGGGAGUUUAAGACCCAGGUGAAGAUGCCAGAGUUCUCGCCCGAUGCAAUGCGAAAAAUGAUUGCACGCAGGAACACCAUUUUCAAGACUAGCCUGGCGAAGUUUUUGCGUCAAAAAAAGCACAAAGAUAGUGAUCCGUGGACAAUUUUAGAAUCCGAGGCAUCUGCAAUUGUACCACAGAAAAAGGAGUUUGUGGAUCCAAUAGAGGCCAUGAUAAAAGCUCGAGAGGCUGAGGAUGGGUCUCAGGUACUUGUAGAUGCUGAAAAUAACUCGACAAGGCUUACUAUGCCCAUUCUUUUGAAAAAGCUGGAAAUGUCCGAGCUCUACAAUAACCAGAUCGUGAGCCACAUGGUUCUCGAGGAACGGUGUGCACAGUUUAAUGAAUUGAACUUUGAAUUGGCUUCUGAGGCGCUCAACGCGUUUGAACACAAAACUUUCUACUCGCAUCAAGCGCAGGCGCUGAAUGCUAUCCAUGCUGGAGAAAAUGUCAUAAUUACUACAUCUACCUCGUCGGGAAAGUCUUUGAUUUAUCAAUUGUCAGCUAUUGACCAGCUACUCAAAGACCCUCAGGCCACUUUCAUGUACGUUUUUCCAACAAAGGCUCUCGCUCAGGACCAAAAAAGAGCUUUCCAAGUCUUGCUUACCAGAAUCCCGCAGCUGUCGCACGUUAUUGUUGAUAAUUAUGAUGGCGAUACAGAAGAAAACAAGCGGGGAUAUAUCCGUAAAAAUGCGAGAGUCAUUUUCACCAAUCCAGACAUGAUCCACGUAAGUGUAUUGCCUAAUCAUCCCAAUUGGCGCCAUUUUUUGAUGCACUUGAAACUCGUUGUAGUCGAUGAGCUUCAUAUGUACAAAGGACUUUUCGGAUCCCACGUUGCUUUAGUAUUGCGAAGACUUGUGCGGUUGGUAAAUGGAUUCUACAACAACAUGGAUGUCAAGUUUAUCUCGUGUUCAGCCACUCUUAAAAGACCCGUCGAGCAUAUGAGAGGCAUCUUUGGCACAGAACAGGUAACUCUCAUUGAUAAUGAUGGUUCACCAAGAGGGGAAAAGCAUUUAGUUGUUUGGAACCCACCUGUUCUAGCCCAACAUGUUCGUAGAAGAGAGAAUUUCAUUCAUGAAAGUGCAAAGAUUUUGGUGCAACUCGUUCUGGAGAACGUUAGGACUAUUGCCUUUUGCUACGUUCGUCGUGUUUGUGAGCUGUUGAUGAAGGAAGUGCGGACGAUAUUCCAAGAGAUGAAUAGAACAGAUCUAUUGAACGAGGUGAUGUCCUACCGUGGCGGUUACUCUCCGUCUGAUCGACGUAAAAUUGAGCAAGAGAUGUUUCACGGGAAUCUCAGAGCCGUCAUUUCGACGAAUGCGCUUGAAUUGGGUAUCGACAUAGGCGGACUGGAUGCUGUUCUUAUGUGUGGAUUUCCUCUUUCAUUAGCCAACUUUCAUCAGCAAAGCGGUAGAGCUGGUAGAAGAAAUAGAGACUCUCUUACUCUUGUGGUGGCCGGUGACUCACCUGUCGACCAGCAUUAUGUUGCACAUUCAGAACUCUUAAAAGAUGGUGGCAAAGAAUCCUUCCAAGAACUCGUACUCGACUUUGAGAAUGUAUUGAUUUUGGAAGGACAUAUUCAAUGUGCAGCAUUCGAGCUUCCAAUUAAUGUUGAGAGAGACCAAGCUUAUUUCGACAGACAGAUUUUAACCAAAACCUGCCAAGAGAGGCUACAUCACGAUGCUAACGGAUACCACACACAUAAUAGGUUUUUACCGUGGCCAGCAAAACUUGUUAGCUUAAGAGGCUCUGAGGAAGACCAGUUCGCUGUGGUGGAUAUAACAAAUGGGAGAAACAUUGUGAUCGAAGAGGUUGAGGCUUCGAGAACCAGUUUCACCCUAUAUGAUGGGGGAAUCUUUGUUCACCAAGGGUACCCUUACCUCGUGAAGGAAUUCAAUCCUGAUGAGCAUUAUGCCAAAGUUCAAAGAGUUGAUGUGGAGUGGACUACUAAUCAAAGAGAUUUUACUGACGUGGAUCCAAAGGAAAUAGAGCUGCUGAGGUCCUUAGAAGAAAGCGACGUUCCCGUAUUUUUUGGUAAAAUUGUGACUACAAUAGUUGUUUUUGGAUUUUUUAAGAUGGACAAGUACAAGCGCAUUAUUGAUGCAGUUGAGACCUACAAUCCUCCAGUUAUAAUCCAGUCAAAGGGGCUUUGGAUCGAUAUCCCUUCCGUCGCCCUGGACUUGUGCAAACAAAAAUCGCUAAAUAUUGCAGGAGGGAUACAUGCGGCUCAACAUGCCAUUAUGGGCCUCCUCCCAGCCUUCAUAGUUGCAGGCGUUGAUGAAAUACAAACGGAAUGUAAGGCACCAGAGAAAGAAUUUGCAGAGCGUCAGACGCAACGCAAGCGCCCAGCGCGUCUUAUCUUCUACGACUCAAAGGGCGGAAAGCAUGGAUCUGGACUAUCAAUAAAGGCAUUUGAGCACAUAGACGUGAUACUAGAAGGAGCUCUCAAAAGAGUCGAGGAGUGCCCCUGUGAAAAUGGAUGCCCCGACUGUGUUGCAGCAGCUUUCUGCAAAGAAAAUAGUCUAGUGCUAUCAAAACCGGCAUCUUUGAUAAUACUUCAUUGUAUAUUGGGUCACACACCUUCAACCUUUAUUGAUAGCAUCAAAGAAGGACCUGAACCCAAUCUACCUGAUAUCAAAAUUGAGACCAUUGUACCUGCCUCAGGACAUGUGAAGUUCUCUCAGGACCUGCAGAUUAUAGACGUCAGGAGUGCAAGCAAAAAGCUGAAAGCGCCUUCCAAGGAAAAAGAUGAAGAAAACGCUUCUACAGAGGUAAAUGGGGAGGACCAUGCUUCUACAAAGGUAAAGGAGGAGGAUCAAGAAAUUGGAUAA